Molecule: messenger RNA, 2843 nt
Organism: Megalops cyprinoides (Indo-Pacific tarpon)
Lineage: Eukaryota; Metazoa; Chordata; Actinopteri; Elopiformes; Megalopidae
Product: E3 ubiquitin-protein ligase TRIM9
Exons: 10
Coding region: 63-2129 (688 amino acids)
Molecular function (GO): protein binding; zinc ion binding
Source: RefSeq, a predicted model, not a curated record
AUCAAAUAGUGCUGGUGUGUCAGCGUUGAUCUGCGGGCUUGUGUUGUGCGUGUGUGCGUUUUAUGGACAAGAUGGACGAAGAAUUAAAAUGCCCAGUGUGCGGCUCUUUAUUUAAGGAUCCCAUCAUUCUUCCUUGCUCUCACAAUGUGUGCUUGGCUUGCGCCCGAAAUAUUAUUGUACAGACCCCUGAAGGCGAGACGCCUCCGCAUAGCCGUGCCUCGGGGAACUCGGAUUACGAUUAUCUGGAUAUGGACAAAAUGAGCAUGUACAGUGAAACGGACAGCGGCUAUGGAUCAUACACGCCGUGCCUGAAAUCUCCAAACGGGGUGAGGGUAUUCCCCCCGGCAAUGGUACACCGUCACUGCUCCAUCACCUGUCCCCUUUGUCAUCGCAGCGUCUCCCUAGACGAGCGUGGGCUGAGGGGCUUCCCACGUAACCGACUGCUUGAGGCGAUCGUCUCACGAUAUCAGCAGAGUCGUGCAGCGGCCGUGAAAUGCCAGUUGUGUGACCGCAACCCCGUGGAAGCAACAGUAAUGUGCGAACAGUGCGACGUGUUCUACUGUACGCCCUGUCAGCAGCGGUGCCACCCUUCUCGUGGACCGCUGGCCAAGCAUCGAUUAGUGCCGCCAACGCAAGUGGCUGUAGCUGGACAGCAGCAGCCGGCUGCGACCCCUCGGAAACAGGCAACAUGUCCAGACCACGACGUGGAGAACUACAGCAUGUACUGCCUCAGCUGCAAGAUCCCGGUGUGUUACCAGUGUCUGGAGGAAGGAAAGCAUGGGAAACACGACGUCAAACCUCUGGGUGCCAUGUGGAAACAGCACAAGUGUCAGCUUUCCCAAGCUUUGAACGGAGUGUCGGACAAAGCCAAGGAUGCCAAGGAAUUCCUGGUUCAGCUGAAGAACAUGCUGCAGCAGAUACAGGAGAACGGUGUGGAGUUCGAGGCUUGUCUGGUGGCCCAGUGUGACGCACUCAUCGACGCUCUCACCCGACAGAAAGCCAAGCUCCUCACCAAGGUCACCAAGGAGCGUGAAUAUAAGCUCAAGGUUGUGCGCGAUCAGAUCACUCACUGCACCAUGAAGCUUCGCCAGACCACAGGAAUGAUGGAGUACUGUCUGGAGGUGAUCAAAGAGAACGACCCCAGCGGCUUCCUGCAGAUUUCGGACGCCCUGAUCAAGCGGGUGCAGUCAUCUCAGGAUCAGUGGGUGAAGGGAGCUCUGGAAGCCAAAGUGGGGCCCGAAUUCGACCUGACACUGAACACUGAUCCUCUGCUGCAGAGUAUCCAGCAGCUCGACUUCAUCCAGGCCAAAGCUGAGGCCCCCGCGGUGCCGUCCGCCCCGCUGCUGCAGCUGGAGAAAUGCUGCACUCGGAACAACAGCGCCACCCUGGCCUGGAGGGUCACUACAGUUCCCAGUAACCCCAUUGAGGGCUACGUCCUGGAGCUGGAUGAUGGCAGCGGCGGGCAGUACCGGGAGGUGUAUGUGGGAAAGGAGACGGUGUGUACGGUGGACGGGCUGCACUUCAACAGCUCCUACAACGCGCGAGUCAAGGCCUAUAACUCCAUAGGAGUGGGGCCCUACAGCAAGACCGUCAUCCUCAAAACCUCUGACGUGGCGUGGUUCACCUUUGACCCCACCUCAGCUCACAGGGACAUAGUGCUGUCCAACGAGAACCAGACGGUGAGCUGCAACAGCUACGACGACCGCGUGGUGCUGGGAACGGCCGCCUUCUCCAAGGGCGCGCAUUACUGGGAGCUGACCGUGGAUCGCUAUGACAACCACCCCGACCCUGCCUUUGGGGUGGCUCGGAUUAACACCAUGAAGGAUAUGAUGCUGGGCAAGGAUGACAAAGCCUGGGCCAUGUAUGUGGACAACAACCGCAGCUGGUUCAUGCAUAACAAUUCACACACCAACAGGGCAGAGGGGGGCAUCACUAAAGGAUCCACAGUGGGUAUCCUGCUGGACCUGAACAAACACACCCUCACCUUCUUCAUCAACAAGGAGCAGCAUGGGCCAGUGGCCUUCGAGAACCUGGAGGGGGUCUUCAUGCCUGCGGUCAGCCUCAACAGGAACGUCCAGGUGACUCUGCUGACAGGCUUGGAGGUGCCAAAGAAUAUUAAGCAGCCAUAGCCUCUGAUCAAGCUCUAGGACACACAGUCAAUGUCAAUAUGGAGCCACGCAAGCGUUCUCAACCUCGUAUCCUGCUGAACGCCAGCCAACCAAGCUGACCUUGGGGGAGAUUUAGGACAGAUAUAAUACUUAUACAAUUUUUUGAAGUCUGAAAUGAUAAAAUAGCUGAUUACAUCUCAGUCACUCAAUAAAUCAAUCGAUCAACCAAUCAAACAGGAUGUACCACAGAGCGCUUUUAUAGAGCGCAUUGCAGGAAAUAUAUUGUGACUGUGUCCGAAAACUGCUCUCUUGCUCCCAGUUCCCUUGAUCUCAUCUGACCUCUCUGAUCUCAGAUUAGAGAUUGGCAGAGCACAAGGAGGGCUUACUUCCUGAUCACUGACUUUAGGUAAGCAGGGAGUGACUGAAUAAUUUCGAACACAGUCCACAGCUGAAAAUAGAAACAGACAAAAAGUGCCCUGUAAUUGAAGUGAUCUACUUAUCUCAGGUUUUCAAAACAUAAAGAAUUCAUGUUGUCUUCAUCGUUUAUAUGUCAUUGAGGCCCUUUGUGGUCAAAAGCAUCAAACUCCCGCCCACGUGACCUUUUUAGUAGUUACUGGCCACACUAUUAGCUGUUCCUAGAGGAACAUUUAAGUAUUAUUUAAGACCCUGAAACACAGGAACAUAACUUCUGACAGAGAGAGAGAGAGGGGGAGAGAGAGAGAGAGAGAGAGAGAG